AUGUCCAAAAAAGCCGUUGCUGUGAAAAAGGCGGUUGCCGCAGUGGCCACGCAGCAGUCCACGCAAAAAGACGCAAACCCCGACUCAGCGAAGAAACCGGCCUUGGUGAGACAAAACUCCAAAUUGGGCCACCGCUUCACCGACGUGGCCAAUGCCGUGGAGUCCACAUACAACAACUACUGCAAGUCGUUGACCCCCCGCUUGCAGUUCAUUGACAUUUUCUUGGUCUUCUUGGUCGCCUUGGGAGUGUUGCAGUUUGUCUAUGUGCUUUUGAUUGGAAACUUCCCCUUCAACGCGUUUUUGGGCGGCUUCAUCGCUUGCGUGGGGCAGUUUGUGUUGACCGUUAGUUUGAGAAUGCACUACGCUGCUGUUGACGGCGGAAGCACCAGUGCCGAAACCAAGGCUGAAAAGGCCUUCCCCACAAUCAGCCCUGAACGUGCAGUCGGUGACUAUAUCUUUGCCAGCUUGAUUUUGCACUUCAUUGUAUUCCACUUCAUCAACUAG
This is a messenger RNA of Metschnikowia bicuspidata var. bicuspidata NRRL YB-4993, 504 nucleotides long. Its product is annotated as dolichyl-diphosphooligosaccharide-protein glycotransferase. Gene Ontology annotation, biological process: protein N-linked glycosylation. NCBI's taxonomy places the organism in Eukaryota, Fungi, Ascomycota, Pichiomycetes, Serinales, Metschnikowiaceae. The record is from RefSeq and is a predicted model, not a curated record. Gene Ontology annotation, cellular component: membrane; oligosaccharyltransferase complex. The transcript has a single exon. Bases 1 to 504 code for a protein of 167 amino acids.